Molecule: messenger RNA, 615 nt
Organism: Rhagoletis zephyria (snowberry fruit fly)
Lineage: Eukaryota; Metazoa; Arthropoda; Insecta; Diptera; Tephritidae
Source: RefSeq, a predicted model, not a curated record
AUGCACAAGGUAUUGCCGCACUGUCCAAAACACGUCUACUCAGCACGCUUGCACAUUGUACAUGUCUGCUACUUUAACCACGCAAUUACCUCAGACAAUUGCACUAUUAACAUAUUGGAGAAUAAGCCUGUCAAAUGUGAAGUGAUACACGAAAACAACGCACCACUCCAAAUACUUGAAAACGGAAAUAUCAUAACAGAUUACAACCACACCUGGAACAACAUAAAAAUAGAUGGGCCGAAAUUAAUACAAUUCAACUACUCUGCAACAAUCGAUGGAAAACAAUAUUCCUACCUGCAACAGGAAUACAAAGAUGCCAUAUACAAACAACAUGACGAACAACUAGAAGUCCUACGCAUCAUCGAAUCCAAUGCCGAUUAUAAAUUUAGCAAUAUUCAAGAAAUGUCAACUUUCCUGAUACCAACCGAGGAACAUCCCGUCCAAUACACCUUCUACUGCAUCCUGGGGUUAUGCACACUAGCAUUACUUAUCUAUGGUAUAGACAAACUCUGCAAAUGUUACAUAGCAAAGAAAGCGGAAGCAAGAAGAAAAAGAAUAGACGAAAUGUAUCAAAUAGAACUAUUCAGACUCCAACAAGAACAACAUACACGUUAA